Messenger RNA from Dendroctonus ponderosae (mountain pine beetle), 1759 nucleotides. It is a transcript of the gene tfc, whose product is annotated as mannose-binding protein C. The coding region runs from base 226 to 1077 and encodes 283 amino acids. Gene Ontology annotation, molecular function: carbohydrate binding. The transcript has 5 exons. Gene Ontology annotation, cellular component: external side of plasma membrane. Lineage: Eukaryota; Metazoa; Arthropoda; Insecta; Coleoptera; Curculionidae. The record is from RefSeq and is a predicted model, not a curated record. Gene Ontology annotation, biological process: biological process involved in interspecies interaction between organisms.
AGUAAGCAGUAUCUUGUAGCAAACCUACUACUCCAAGUGUACAAACGAUACUUUCGCUACUCGCAGCAGAUAGACCGCGUGUUUUUCAGUAUCCGAUUUGGAACCUAUUUUCACGGACGCCAAUGUUCGGUAAUUAACAACAUUUAGACAACUAGUUUAAUCGGUUUUGAAUAGUGCUAUCGCUUUUUUACUUAAAGUUGUUCCUCGUUGAUCAUCGGGUUUCUUAUGGCGACAAAAAUGCCCUUGAAGAGUGGAAGACUUGUUUUGGUGGCGGCUCUAUUGAUACAAAAAUAUUCGGGAGCUAAUAAAAUCGGCAACGUUGGAUAUAGAGACCCGACUGGUCAGCUGGACUUGGACCUGAGAGAAAUUCAAAGGCAAAAUCAAAUAACCAAGCAAAUUCUGCAAAAUUUUCUGGAAAAAAGCCUAUACGGCAAAAGAUUCUCCAAUACUCCAAGUUUGCUCGAUAUUUUGCCCAAUCGCAUAAUUCGAAGAACUUCUAGUAAUAACAUUCAAGAACUAUUGGGAAAUUCGACCCAAGAAAACGAUAGUAGGGAGACCUUAGAUGGCGAUGAAACUGAAAAUGUUGAUAGUUACUAUGAGGAUUUUGACUUUGAAGAUUGUCCUAACUGCAUAGAAGACACGUUACCAACGAUGAAUAGAUGGACGAUGCCUCUACUAAAGCUUGGUGAGAAGCGAUAUUAUUUGGGAAUCUUUUUUAAGGCAAAUUAUUUCCGGGCCACUCAGUAUUGCAGAUUUCAUGGAAUGCACCUUGCCAGUAUAACAUCACAAGAAGAAAAUGAUAAGCUAGAAAAGUACAUCAAAGACUUUGGAUUUGGAAACGAACAUUUCUGGACCUCUGGUACCGAUCUCGCAGAAGAAGGAAAUUUCUUCUGGAUGUCAACAGGCCGACCAAUCACCUUCACGAAUUGGAAUGCAGGGGAACCCAACAACUUCGAGUACGAGAAUGGGGAACAGGAGAAUUGCCUGGAACUCUGGAACCGAGAUGGAAAAGGGCUGAAAUGGAACGAUUCGCCUUGCUCGUUUGAAACGUACUUUGUCUGCGAAGUUCAACCAUAAGAUUUAUCCAAAGAUAGCAAUAAAACGUACAAUGUAGAAAUUUGUUGAAAGUGGCUGAAUGUGGUUGCGUGCGAUGUUUCUUGCCUAGAAUCAUUGGUAGAGGUUUAACAGGUUGUUUUACUAAAUGAAUUUUGUGCGAUCGAUAAUGGUUUCCUGGAAGAAUUUGAAUUUGUUACGCUAUUGAACAAAGUAAAAAUUAAUUUAUUUAAACAAAAUUAUUACAAGAAUAGUAUUAGUUUAAUAUGGUAUACGUAUUUCCAUGUUUGUGUGAUUAUAGUCAUUAGAUUUAGAAAGUAGGAGAGUCAUGUGCAUGUGGAGUCAGUGCCGGUAGAAAAUAGAUUUUUUACACUUUUGCAAACAAUUUUAUUUGAGUGUCAUGGAAAUUUAAAAAAAUGUUGUUAAUUUCCGUACAACAAGCCAGCCCUGUAUAUAGCAUUACAUAUAUUUACUUAUACUAAUAUUAGUGGGCAGUAAGUUCUUUAUCAUAAGUGAAAGAAGCAAACUAGUGUUAUUUUACAAUUCCCGUAUCAAAUUUCCUUGUAAACUUAGUCGGUAUCACACGUUGUAAAGCCAAUGACUACACAGUGAACGUUAUUGUUAUUGUGUUCGGUAAUUUUAAGUUUUCAACUCUGACGAUUAUUAGUUGUAAGUAACAAAUUAAAUAUAAUAUUUUACAACUAAA